Molecule: messenger RNA, 868 nt
Organism: Cajanus cajan (pigeon pea)
Lineage: Eukaryota; Viridiplantae; Streptophyta; Magnoliopsida; Fabales; Fabaceae
Source: RefSeq, a predicted model, not a curated record
UUUUAACCGACAUUCAAUUAACCGCGUAUUGAGUUUCUAGAUCGACGACGACGACGGUCUGUUUCCUGGAAAGUAGGAACAGCGUGAAACCAUCGACAGUGUGGUGGAUUUGGUGAAUUGGCAACGUAGGAGGAGCUUCAUCGGAACACAGCACAGCCAUGAAUGCAAACAUUCUGAGAAACUUGUCCUUCCACGCGCGCCGUCUUCGUCUCUCUCCCACUCCUCGCCUCUUCUCUUUCACCGCAUCCACCUCUUUCUCUUCUCGAUCCCACACCCCCGACACUCACAAACCCCACUCACUCGUCCAGGACAUUACCAAUGAAGAGUUGAAGAGGCGUGUGGAAAAGCUUAAAGAGGGUGAUGCUGAGGCAAUUCCUUCUGUGUUUGAGGCUAUAUUGCAGAGGUAUUUAGCGGGGAAGCCUAUAGAAGCUGACGAUGAGUUGAUGAGGGAAAUUCUAGGGAAGGGGGCAGGGUCAGAAGAUGAAGAGGACGAGUUCGACUCUGAUUGGGAGGAAACAGAUGACACUGAUAAUGAAGAUGUUGAUCUUGAUUUUAAAGGCAGGUUUGGGGUUGAUGAAGGAAAGAAUAAGAGAUGAUUGAACUCUGCAAAUGCAAGUGGCAAUGGCUGUCAAGAUUUUAAAUCAACCUUGAAUUGGUUGUGUAUUACAGAUAACAGGAGAUGAAUUGGACCGCUGGUGUUAAACUAUAUGGUUCUUGUUUUUUAUGCUUUGGUUGUAGCGGUUUUUUAUCUUCUUCUAACAUUUUGUCAUGGUAAGAAAUUAUGGUCAAUCACUCAAUCUCAAUAAGAAACCGCAUCAUACAUACUAUGAUACUGCAGCUGCUAAUUAAUUUUAUACCUCUUAUGAUA